Messenger RNA from Lotus japonicus, 2518 nucleotides. RefSeq names its product lariat debranching enzyme. Bases 77 to 2329 code for a protein of 750 amino acids. Lineage: Eukaryota; Viridiplantae; Streptophyta; Magnoliopsida; Fabales; Fabaceae. The transcript is spliced from 12 exons. Gene Ontology annotation, biological process: mRNA splicing, via spliceosome; response to oxidative stress; hydrogen peroxide catabolic process. Gene Ontology annotation, cellular component: nucleus. The record is from RefSeq and is a predicted model, not a curated record. Gene Ontology annotation, molecular function: peroxidase activity; RNA lariat debranching enzyme activity; heme binding.
AAUUUCUCUAUUCUGUAUUUCUUUCUCUUUGUGCUUAGGGUUUUGAUAAACCUCGCGAAGUGAGAAGAAGGAAACGAUGAAGAUAGCAGUGGAGGGUUGUAUGCAUGGCGAUCUAGACAAGGUAUACAAAACCCUCCAACACAUGGAGAAAACCCAGAACACCAAAAUCGACCUCCUCCUCUGUUGCGGCGAUUUUCAAGCCGUGAGGAACGAGAAUGAUUUGAAGUCCCUCAACGUGCUUCCCAAAUACCGCGAAAUGAAAUCCUUCUGGAAGUACUACUCUGGGUUAGAGGUUGCACCUUAUCCCACCAUCUUCAUCGGUGGUAACCACGAAGCUUCCAAUUACCUCUGGGAACUGUAUUAUGGAGGAUGGGUUGCGCCUAAUAUCUACUACUUGGGCGCUGCUGGGGUGGUUAGGUUUGGGAAUAUCCGAAUCGGUGGAUUGUCUGGAAUUUUCAAUGGUCGUCACUAUAAUUUAGGACACUUUGAGAGGCCUCCAUAUGAUCAGAGCACCAUCAGGUCUGUGUAUCAUGUUCGUGAAUAUGACGUUCAAAAACUUAACCAAGUUCAGGAACCCAUUGACAUUUUUCUCUCACAUGAUUGGCCGGUGAGAAUCACUGAUUAUGGGGAUUGGGAGGAGCUUGUUCGGAAGAAGAGUUAUUUUAAGCAGGAGAUAGAAGAAAAAAGACUUGGGAGCAAACCUGCUGCCCUACUUCUAGAAAGAUUGAAACCGCAUUAUUGGUUUUCAGCUCACUUACACUGCAAGUUUUCCGCUCUUGUUCAACACGGGGAAGGAGGUCCACUGACAAAAUUCCUAGCACUUGAUAAAUGUAUUCCAGGGCGUGAUUUCUUACAGAUCGUGGAAAUUGAAUCGGAGCCAGGGCCUUAUGAGAUUCAGUAUGAUGAAGAAUGGUUAGCGAUAACACGGAGGUUCAACUCUAUUUUUCCUCUGACCACCAAAGGUGCAGAUUUUAGAGCUGUAAAUCUUGAGAUGGAAGAUUGUCGUGAAUGGGUUAGAAGCAGGCUACGAGAGAGGGGGUGCAAACCUUUUGAAUUCGUUAAAACAGCUCCAUGCUAUGAUGAUCCUUCUCAAUCCAGUUCUGAUGGUGCUUUUACCGCGAGUCCUCGGAAUCCUCAGACAGAAUCUCUUCUGCAGCUUCUAGAGCUUCCUUAUCUUCUUGAUAGGAAUCCUGAAGAAAAGAACUUGUCACCUUAUCCUUCUCCUUCAAUUCAAAGAGGUCCCGUUGCUUAUGAUAACAAGGACAUUCCCAUUGAUGAUGUGGAUGAUGAUGAUGAAGAUCACUGUGUUGUGUUGAGCCACAAAAGGAUUACAGCCUUGGUUUCAAUGGAGACAAGAUCAUUGAUCCUUUCCUUACUAGUCUCUUCUCUUCUUAUCCUUUCUUUUGCUGUCUCUUUUGCAGCUAGUAGCCUCUCUUUCAACUUCUAUGCAGCUUCAUGCCCAACAGCAGAGUUUAUCAUAAGAAAUGCAGUUAGCUCUUCCUCCUCUACUGAUCCUUCCAUUCCUGGGAAGCUCCUCCGCUUGGUUUUCCAUGAUUGCUUUGUGGAGGGAUGUGAUGCGUCUUUGAUGCUGCAAGGGAAUAACACAGAACAAAGUGAUCCAGGAAACAGAACUGUUGGAGGAUUUUCAGCGAUAGAAUUAGCAAAAAGAGUCCUUGAGAUGUUCUGUCCAGGAGUUGUUUCUUGUGCAGACAUAAUUGCUCUAGCUGCUAGAGAUGCAGUUGAAAUUGCUGGCGGACCAAGGAUUCAGAUUCCAACAGGUAGGAGAGAUGGGAUGGUUUCAGUGGCUUCAAAUGUGAGACCAAACAUUGUUGACACCAGUUUCACAAUGGAUGAGAUGAUGAAGCUCUUUUCCAACAAAGGAUUAUCUUUACUUGAUCUUGUAGUCCUUUCAGGAGCUCAUACCAUAGGAACGGCUCAUUGCAACACAUUCAGAGAUCGUUUCCAAGAAGACUCAAAGGGAAAGCUUAGACCCAUUGACCAAACCCUUGAUAGUAGCUAUGCUAAUCAGCUCAUGAAACAGUGUCCUGUAGGUGCACAACCUUCUGCAACUGUGAACAACGAUCCUGAAACAUCUAUGGCCUUUGACAACCAGUACUACAGAAAUCUUCUAGCUCACAAAGGUCUUUUCCAGUCUGAUUCUGUUCUGUUGAAUAAUAAUAGCACAAGGAAAAUAGUGGAAGAUUUUGCAAAUGAUCAAGACCUUUUCUUUGAAAAUUGGGGCUUGUCAUUCCUGAAGCUCACCAGUGUUGGAGUAAAGACAGAUAAUGAGGGUGAAAUAAGACGAUCUUGUGGAACAACUAAUGCAUGAGAAAGGAAAUGGUGUAGCAACCAAGGUUCUCCAAGCACUAUGUAAAACAUAUCCUAAAUCAGCUUAUCAUGAUGUAAUUUUUUGUGUCUUGUUCUAAUUCUACGGUUCUACCUCUUCCUCAAUUCUUUACUGUCCUCUAAUCUAUUUUUGGUCUAGCUUGACUAAUAUUGUAUUGACAUUUUAUGACAU